CGGGAGCGAACGUCCAUACCAACACCGGCCAACACUAUCACCCAGUCUAAUGUACUAAAUCUAGUGUUGUGUUAUAGUUCUGUGUGAUUUUUUUGUUGUUGAAAAGUUUAUCUAAAUAAGAUCGAGCUUUUUACAUUCAACUAGAGACAUCUACUAUCGGAUAGCUACAAUGAUCAACUUAGUUUUGCUACUCACCGCGGCGCUAGUGUCGCUACAGUGCUGUUUUGUAGGAGCAGCGAUCAUCAAUAGCAAAAAUGAUUUGGACAACCGUUUAAAACCAAACGUGGCGCCAACACCGAGACGGCGACUAGGUUCGUUUGUUAAAAUGCUAUCAGCGCCGCCGGAGAGCGUCAGUUUGAUUCCGGGAACCCCGCUGGAGCUCAGCUGCGUAGUGGCCGGACACCCUGCGCCCACUAUACAAUGGCUGAAGAAUGGAGAAACUUUACCUGAUUACGAGGAAUCGGCUAACGAGAUACUGAACAUCCACCCGUCGAGUAUCGUGCAACUGGUGACCAAGCUGGUGGUGGCGACGGCAUCCAACGGUGACGAGUACACGUGCGUCGCCAGCACUGGUGUCAAGCAGAAGAUCGCUACCACCAUCGUGUAUACCACUGAAGCCCAAGAUCCAUUGCGAGCGCUGUUCAGACCCUCGGUGCCCGUCAUCAUUUACUACUACGACACCAUCUUCCAGAACCAGGGCACCACCGUCGUGUUGCCCUGCCGAGUAUCCAGUUUCAGCCCCGCCCAAAUAUACUGGAUGGACAAUGACGAUAAACUGAUUUAUGGAAACUCUAGGAUGCAAGUAUUACCAUCAGGCGAUCUCUUGAUAAGCGUGCUAGAAUGGAGGGACAUGGGUAACUUUACUUGUACGGCCAAGAAUAUGUAUGGAAAAGUCGCUGCGUCCACGUUUGUGUACCCAGUCAAACCUUGAACAGUGACUGCACAAAAUUCGACCAAACAAGUUACCCGCCGAUAGCAGAUUGAUGUUCCUAUUUAAGUGUAUAUUUAACUUAACAUCUACUUAACUUAUUGCUAGAUUUUAAGUUAUAAACUUUACAAACAAUUAAAACCUGUACACAUGUGAUAUAAUGUGUUAAGUACUUAAGUUAUAUCCAACUUAAGUAUUACAUACAUAUUUGUGAGUGUACUUUUUAUUCUUGCGUACAUACAUAAGUGUAUUUAUGAUGUAUGAUGACAGAAAACUUUUGUAUUAUAUUUAAGACUUAUUUUCUUUAUUUUUUAAUAUAAUUUAAGUAAACUUUAAUAUUUCUAUAAUAUUAAUUAAUAAUUGCUAUUAUAGAAAUAAUAGGUAUGUUACAUUGUAUUGCAUUUCAUUACAUUCGUGACAUUACGUUAAUAUGAAGCAAUGAGUACACAGUGUUAUUGCUAAUUGCAAAUUUAUUUUUAAUAAUAUUUUAUCAUUAUUUAUUACACUACAAGAAUGUCAAAUUCUUGCAAUGAUCUCUACAUUUUUUGACAUAAUGCUGUUAAAUAUAACUUUUGAAUUAAAUCGUGUUUAUACGUAAUUAAUGUUUCGCAUAAAAGUAAUUGUUUUAUUUUAUUAAAUUAUAAAUGUUACAAAUUACACUACAUAAUUUCAAUGAAAAUUAUAUACAUAAAUUUGUUAUAUUAAAUGACAUUUUAUGUAAUAAAUAUCUAAAUCUUUUGAUUGUUAUUAAAUAUUGUAACAAAAUUAAAUUAAUGUUAUGCUUAAAAGCAAUUGUGUUAUUUAUUUAAAUUGCAAAAUGUCAUUUAAAUUUCUUGUAAUAUGACACAAUAUAAUAAAAAUAAAACAUGUUUAUAUGUAAUUAAUGUUUGAACUAAAAUGAUUUAAUUAUUAUUAUUAUUUUAUUGAACUAUGACAGUAAUUUACAAUGAAAUUAUGUAGUAAUAUGUAACGAUAUAAAUGUAGGUAUACUUGUAAUUUGUAACUAUGAAAAAACAUAUUAUAUGUGCCAAAUAAAAGCUAAAACUCUUCAUUAUUGUUAGAAACCAUAAGCUGACAAAUUCGAUUCAUCUAUUAGUUUUACUAACAUAGUAAAUUCACUAUUGUUUUGCUGACAUACAGACAUGUAUUAUAGAUUUUUUUUUUUAAGAUUUACAUUUCACUUUCAGCAUCAUAAUAUAUUAUUAAUUUUUAAUAUAACUACCUACACGCCAUGAUGGAUUUUGAAAUGAAUGUAAAUGUAAAUGAAAACUGUAACAUUUUGUAAAAGGUUAGUUAAAUAUUUAUUUUUAUUAUAAGUUGGAAAUGUUCUGAAUAAUUUUAAUUUAAUGUACAGUGCAUUUAUGUAUUAUUAUUAGUUAUUUAUUUGUUUUUGUACUUAAUUAUUAUUAAGUUUUAUUGAACAGGUCUUCUGUGAUCGAUUAAUAAAUGUUUUAUUAUACAGU
This is a messenger RNA of Galleria mellonella (greater wax moth), 2391 nucleotides long. It is a transcript of the gene IBP2, whose product is annotated as neural/ectodermal development factor IMP-L2-like. Gene Ontology annotation, molecular function: cell-cell adhesion mediator activity. The record is from RefSeq and is a predicted model, not a curated record. The coding region runs from base 170 to 931 and encodes 253 amino acids. NCBI's taxonomy places the organism in Eukaryota, Metazoa, Arthropoda, Insecta, Lepidoptera, Pyralidae. Gene Ontology annotation, biological process: homophilic cell-cell adhesion; axon guidance; dendrite self-avoidance. Gene Ontology annotation, cellular component: axon; plasma membrane. The transcript is spliced from 7 exons.